GAACUGCUAGCCGUCGGUGUGUGUUGUUGUUGAAGCAAUGAUGGCGGCAGCGGGAUGCGGAUCAGCAACCGCGGCUGCCGUAGGAGGCCAAGGUGGAACCGCUACGGCCAGAGGUCGUUUCCCCGGUCGGCCUUGGUCGUCACGCAGUCGUUUGCGCUCUGAGAAGCGAUGGCAACUUGGACGAUCAGGCUUAGAAGCUGAUGAUGUGACUAACGGAGGGCCAAGGCCCGCAAACCUGGUUCUGUCGUUAAACGAAGACCAGUCUCACUUGCGCUUACUUGGGAUAGAGGCGAGCCACAAGAUCCUUGGCCAGGCUGGAUACAGCUCUAGUGGGAGUGAAGAGGUGAGGUCCCAAACCGAACCAGGAGGGGAUGACUUUAGAGGAUUUGAAGCUGAGAGAAAAGGCUCCAAAGGGCCUGUAUGGUCUCGACAAAACCCUUCAAAAGGUGAUGCUGUCAACGCAAAAUCUAAACGACAAAGUGAGAAGCUACUGCUUAAAACGCCAGCAGUGGAGGCAGCUAUUACCCCACCUGAUCCAGCAAAAGAUGUAAAAUCAUUGGAGGAAGUUCACGGCUUAUCUCCUGAAGCAGAGCCUGCAAAGGAUUGUCGGAAAGGUUCGAAAGGAAAAAACACUAUGGAUCGACAGUCCACUAAAAGCGGAGCCUCAUCAGCAGCACCAAGGAUUACUAUUAAGUUGGUGGCCAAAAAGAAAAUGAAAACUGUAAAGGAGCCUCAUAAAAAAUCUGUGAAGAAGUUGAAGAUAAAAGGAGUUCAGGAUCAGUCUAAAACCAAGGACAUUCAGGGUGAUGAGAUUUCAAGCGCUCAUGUCAAAUUAAAAACGGAACCACAUGAGGAUAAACAUGGCACAGAAGAUAAGGGAGGGGGGAAUGUACCUGCAAGAAGGCGUGGAAGAUCUGCUUCAAAGACAACAGAGCCUGUCUGCCAGACUAGCGCCAAAGUUGUGAUUGAUGACCAAAAAUCAAAAGACAGAAAAUCAGCUGAUCCACUUGACACUGCAAAGGAGAGCGGGACUGAAGAGCCAAAAACAAAUGCAAAGAAAUUAAAGCAUAAGGAAAUUGCAACCGAGCAAAUGUCUGAAGCUAAUCAACUAGUGAUUCGUAGAAGCAAUAGAGUCACUAACCCACUCUCUAAAAGCGUCUCAGACAGUGCAGCUGAACCAGAGAGUUUGAGCAAAAGUGAUGCCGUUCUGGUGGAGUCACAAUCAGAAGUUUCUAGAACAGUGGAGCCAAAACCAUUGUUGAGAGGUGACAGACGAAGGCAAAGCAAGAGGCUGAAUAAGGAUGUUACUGUGCCAGAAAACCAUGGUCUAUCAUCCACAGAGACUGAUAAUUCAGCUGUACAGCCAAGUGACAGUUUGUCUCUGAAAAAAGAGGACAUGAUGGUCCCAAGUUUAAAGUUGAUCCGGGUCAGAAACCCAAAAUAUGAUGCACAGGCCAGUGGGAAGAAUUCAGCUCGAAAGAAAAAACGGAGAAAAUUUAUCUGGUCUUUAACAUUAGUGAAGGGAGGAAGUCAGACACGGGAUGCUGAAAACACUGUCAAAGUAGUAGAGAAGACUGUGAGUGAAGUGGAGCAGUCCACUUUUUGUGACACAAGUGUCAACAAGAGUUUGAAUGGCAUGGAUAAAAAAUCAAAACUGGAUAACUCAACCCCACAGGAGAUUGAAAACACAGACAAUAAUGAGUGUUCCCAAGACAAGGCUGACGUGUCAUUGGAGGAAAAGUCCACUUUACAUGUUGAUGUUGAUGUGGAACACGUAAUUGAAACACCAUCUCCAGAAAUCAGUAAAACUGAUUGCGGAAAAGUUGUCCCACCCCUUCAGAUUAAAAAGGUCUCCUCUCCUGGUAAACAUAAAAGCUCAAAGCCAUCCUUUUUAAUUCAGCAAGUUAGUCCUGUGCCUGAGAAGAAAGAAGAUGUUCUGAAAGAUUCCAGUGAAGUUUGUGAGGAUAAAUCCUCAUGUCUGGAUCCUGAAGUCACACCAGCUAGGAGACUAAGGAGGAGGACAUCAAGCCUUGAUUCACCACAGACAAAGUCUGUCAGUCAUAAGCCAGUGACCACUCAGAAACGGAGACUUAGAACAAGUCCGCAGGAUGAGGAUACUCCGCAGGUGCACGUUGACGAUUCUUCUCAGGUUUCAACUGAAGAUUCCAGCUCACAUGUUCUUCCUGAAAACUCUUGUCAGGUUUUGGCUGAGGACCCCUCACAGGUGACAAGUAUAGGCUCCACUGAAGUUCCUGAUGAGGAUUCCUUAUCAAAGGUCGCUGAGGAUCCUUCACCAGUGCCAGGUGAAACUUCUCCACAGAAGGUGGAGAAUGAGGUAGAACCACAGAUCGAAGAGGCAAAACCAUUGCCUGUGCCUUCCAAACCUAGAAGAUGUAGAAAUAAUAAGUUAGGGAAAAAGAAGUCUGCUCAAAAGAAGAAAGCUGUUGUCGCCCCUGAAACUGCUGCUGAAACUGCUGUUAACACAGAGGUUGCUACAGUUGAAGCUACUAACACAGAGUCUGUACUAAAGGAAGAUACUCAGCCUUUAGUAACAGAGGUAAGUCAGCCAGAAACAAAAGACUGCACCCAGUCAGAGGCAAAACAGGACACUGUGUCAGUGGAAGAAGAGCAGAUACAGGCACCGGUAAAAGAGGAAACAGACAUUCAGCUGAUAGAUAGUCAACAAUCUUUGGUGUCAGAAAGUCAAGCAGAAAGUGAUCCAAAAACACUGUGCCUGCAAAAGAAAUCUCUCAAAAAAGUAAAAAAGAGACGUAAAAGUUUGAUUGGGCAGCGUCAGAAACACAGGCACAGGAGCAGAGAUGGGAAGUUUGCUCCACUUAAAAUAUCUGAAAGUCAGAAAAUUGUUGAAGGGGAUAGCGAAAUUUCCACCCCAUUGGCAGCUACCACGCCAGCCCCAAGCUCCAGACUUAUUGGAGUACAUAAAAAGUACAAAAAGACACAGUCAGGCCUUCAGUUUUUCGGGUCUAAAAGGCCAAAACCACAAUCCAAAAUAAUUUCUAAGCUGAUAGAAAUAGGUCUUGAAAAAGAUAGUUUGAAGCAGGAAGAAACAGAUACGUUGGUUGAUGGGGGACAGGCAGAUGUUGUAGAGACCCCACCUGGUAAAUCAAAGUUUGUAAAAAACAUCAAGCACUUCAUUAUGCCUGUCGUAAGUGCCAGAUCCUCGCGGGUGAUCAAGACCCCGCAAAGGUUCAUGGAUGAUGCUGGAAUGUCCGUAUUGCCUCGAAGAAACUCUCCAAAGAAAGGUGUACAGCUGGGCCUGCAAAUACGUCCAGGAAAGAGACGAGAUGAUGGGACUGGCAGAGCAAUAUCCCCUAUCCUGCCAGUUGACGAUGAGGACAUAUUGAGUGAAGCGCAACUGGAUGUCGAUCUGUUUUCAGCUCAGGACCUGGAGGACAACAUUGAUAUAGCUGACAGCCUAUUUUCUGAGAGAAAAAGUGGCAAAAGUGAAAAGAAGAGGUCUCUUCUAAAGAACUCUAGUUUCAAGUGGCAUGUGCCAGAGGAGUCUAGCGAGGAAGUGUAUACACUGGACAAAACUCCAGAGAACAAAUGUGAGGAUCUGUUUUUAUCUACACCAGUUGAUAAGCCCACAGAACUAUCUACUGACCUCCUGGAUGCUCAGAAAAAGAAAAGUUUCCCUAAGUUUAAUAAACAAACAGCCCACCUCAAGAUUUAUCAAAGGCUAAAGAAGGUGCACACGGUACUUCCCAAAAGCAAAAAUACAACAGAGAUGGACAGUGCAAAUAAACCUCUUCAGCCUCCCGUUGAUUUAGCAGAAGGACUUGAUGAUGAGGCUAUGAGCAUCAGUCUUAGGCAACGGAAUACAAAUGUGGAGCAGGAGAAGGACAAGUCCAAGCUCAAGAUAGAAGACCUUGAUACCCCUGGAGUGGUGAGAAAGGUUUCGGUGUGUGUUAGGACUAUGAACUCCAAGUCCCUUGCACUGCAGCACGGUAAAGAGGAGGAUUUAGCAGGGAAAGACAUUGUCCAACUUCACUCAGGAGAGCUGCAGUCAGAACAGAACUCAGGCACAGGUGAAGGUGAUUACCCUGGGUCCGUGGAGAAGGGAGCUUCACAAAGGGCACGCCUCACUGGUGCAAAUAAAAGAAUGUUCAAUCUCCUCAGGAAAGCCAAGGUCCAGCUCAUUAAAAUUGACCAGCAGAAACAGCUUAAGUCAUCUGGGCUGUUAUCUGGUCCGAGUAGCGCCAGGUCUCGAGAUAUGACCUCCAAGAGACAAAGGAGGAAGCAGAGGGUGCAGCCUGAUGCCGAUGUUCCUGUCAAGACAGAGCCACCUCAAGGACAACCUCAGCUCAUCUCCCCGCUGUGCCAGGAGUUCCGCAGAGCAGGAGGUCCGCGAAUCAAGCACGUGUGUCGUGCAGCAUCUGUGGUGCUGGGGCAGCCUCGAGCGCUGGUACCAGAUGACAUUCCCAGACUGAGCGCCUUGCCUCUGCAUGAAAGAAGUGGCAUUUCCCCAUCAGCCGUCACUAAAGAUGUUGGGUCUCCCUCAGAAUCAGACAGUCCUGGGCUGUCAGAUCCAAAGGUCACCAAGGUCAAGAAGCCGUCGAACUUUGUGAAAAGGAAAGGACUCGGGCCUUUUGGGUAUCGUUCUCGGAGAUGUGGAGUAUGCAAAGGCUGCAACCAUGAGGAGGACUGUGGCAAGUGCAUGAACUGCCUUGACAAGCCAAAGUUUGGUGGACCCAACACCAAACGGCAGUGUUGUGUGUAUAAGAGAUGUGAUCAGAUUGAAGAGAGGAAAGCACGCAGACUCAGUGGAAGAACAGCACCCAAAGGUGCCUCCAAGCGACGGCGAUCUUCGCUUAGCGGGGGUCAUUCAAGUAAUGACGAAGGGAACGAGGGCACUGCAGACUCACCAUCUGGUCUCCAGGGUGACGGCCACAGUCCGUCAGUAAGGAAACAACCAAAGCGUGUUGUGAAACCCCGCGUCUACUUUGACCUGGUAGACUACGACUCAGAUCUAGAUGACAAAGCUGUCUCGAGCUCUGCCUCGCCAGCCAGGAGAAGGGGCUCUGGACACCGUUUCAGUCAAGACUUUGUUUCACUGGAUGGAUUCCUUGGAGACAUUUCAGAUGAUGAAGUCAGGCAUCGCAAGUCCAGUUCACACCGUGUACAACCUGCUCGACGUAAACCUGAGAAGGGUCAGACACCACAGGUUCCUUUGGAACAGACUCCUCCCAGUGUCCUGGCAGCUUUGGCCCAUGGGUUUGAGCAGAGAGAUGUUGAGUCUUCUAAACCUACUCAUAAAAUCAGGGUUGACUUCAAGGAGGACUGUACUUUGGAGAAUGUCUGGAAUAUGGGUGGUUUAAGUAUACUGACCUCUGCACCGCUCAUGCCACCCUACGUCUGCUUCCUUUGUGCCAGUAAAGGGCAACAUGACAUGCUAUAUUGCCAAGUGUGCUGUGAGCCCUUCCACCAGUUUUGCCUUGAACCAGCAGAGCGCCCCUCUGAAGAGAACAAGGAAAACUGGUGUUGUCGUCGCUGCAAAUUCUGCCAUGUGUGCGGCAGGAAAAACAAGCACUCAAAGCCUUUGUUGGAGUGUGAACGAUGCCAGAACUGCUAUCAUGCUUCCUGUUUGGGACCCAACUAUCCAAAACAAAACAAGAAGAGAAAAGCUUGGGUUUGUAUGACAUGCAUCAGGUGUAAAAGUUGUGGCGUCACACCAGGUAAGAGCUGGGACACUGACUGGAACCACGACAAAGGCCUCUGUCCAGACUGUUCAAAACUCUAUGAACAGGGUAACUACUGUCCAAUCUGCUUCAAGUGCUAUGAGGACAAUGACUAUGACAGUCAGAUGAUGCAGUGUGGCACCUGCAACCACUGGGUACAUGCCAAGUGUGAGGAUCUAACAGAUGAGCUGUAUGAGAUCCUGUCCAGCCUGCCAGAGAGUGUAGUGUAUUCAUGUCGGCCAUGCAGUGUGACCCAGCCCAGUGCCUGGAGAGAGCUCCUCUACAUUGAGCUCAGGGCUGGGGUGGAGAAGGUUCUAGCUUGCUUGCUUUCCUCCACCCUCACCCAGCACCUUGUUACCUGCUCACAGUGUGAAAAAUUGGUCGAUCCUGACAGUGGAAUAGAAGGACAGCCAGCCUGUGACCUCCGAGCUGUAGGCAAGAAAUUUGACAAGGGCCUUUAUACUACGUUGAAAAUGUUCCAUGAAGAUGUGGUUCAGGUGGUACGAAAGAGGCUUGAGCAAGAAGAGGAUCUUCCAGAGGAGCGGAGGCCCACUGCCCUGGCACGCUCUUACUACUUAAAGCUCCUCGAGGAGGUAUUUAAUUGGUUCAACAGCCAAGACCCAAAGGUGUGGAACCCUUGUACCAAAGACUUGCCUAUGGGGAUGCUGUUCCAUGCUGUUCAUCCUCCAACUACAGAGCAUGUUUACGCUCAGUGGCAGGAGAGGGAGAGGGAGGAGCUCUCGUCCAGGGCUCCACUGGGGCUCGUGCAGGAGGACAAUGGACAAAGCUUAGAUUUAAAGGAAGAAGAGGCAGUUUCUCCGAUGUCUGGGGAGCCAACAAGCCAGAACCACUUCAAAACCAGCAGGGCUGUCAGGCUCAAAUUUAAAGGGAAAAGGGGCCGGCUUUCAAAAGCUGAUCUAGACACUGGAUGGUCUAAAGAUGAUGAGAGACAGUGCUCUUUGUGCCAAAAAUUUGGAGACCUCAAACCUAAUGAAGCAGGCAGGUUGCUGUACUUGGGCCAGAAUGAAUGGGCACAUGUCAACUGCUGUCUGUGGUCAGCUGAGGUGUUUGAAGAGGACAAUGGCUCUCUAUUACAUGUACACAGUGCUGUCACAAGAGGGCGCUUAAUGCGAUGUGAACGCUGCAACCAGACGGGUGCCACAGUGGGCUGCUGCCUGACAUCCUGUCAAAGCAACUAUCACUUCAUGUGUGCCCGCUCCCGUCACUGUGUGUUCCAGGAUGAUAAGAAGGUCUAUUGCUACAAACACAGACAUCUGAUCAGUGGCAGGAUGAUAGCUGGUCAAGAAUUCGAGGUAAACCGCAGGGUGUAUGUGGAUUUUGAGGGGAUCAGCCUCCGCAGAAAGUUCUUGACAGGACUGGAACCAGAACUGAUCAAUGUGAUGAUUGGUUCCUUACAAAUAGACAAACUAGGUGUGCUGACAGAACUUUCAGCUAGCAAAGGCAAACUGUGUCCUGUGGGUUUUCAGUGUUCUCGUUGGUACUGGAGUACAGUUAAUCCACUGCGCCGGUGCAAAUACACAUGUACAGUCAGGGAGGUCCGGCCCAUUGUGCCUGAGAAACCUGUUGAGGAGAUGCCUGACCAAGGAGACAACCGCACCAUUGCUCACAGCCCCUGUCCACUACCUGAAUCUGAAGCCCCAGAGACUGAUAUAACAGAAUCCCAACCGCCAAUGGAGGAAGGCUUUGUCCACGGACCUCCCUCCAAGUGUGAUCAUGGAGCAAGGCCAAAGAUUCCCAGUUAUCCUCAAACUAGAAGACCAGCUGGAGGAAUGUCCCGACCUCUUCCAUCCCCAGGGGUAGCCCAGUUGAAACCCCACCACAUAUUAACCAUAAGUGAUCUGGAGGAGACUAGAAGGGCUCGUCGCCAUAGCCCACACUCGCAAACACCAGGCCUACGCAGUCGCAUGUCGCCCCCUCCUCUCGGCCCUCUGCCUGGACCAAUUACCCUUCGUGCUGGAAAAUCUUCCCUUCCCACUUCCCCACUGUUUCCACUUGGUACAGACAACCUGAUAAGCUCUCCAUCAUCCCGCCCAGUCGGAGGUAGAAGUGCUUCCUCUGUCCGAUGCCCUGGAAAUACAAUGACCCAUUGUACCUCAUCUUUCUUUCCCCAGUCUCCCUGGCAGGAUAGUGCAGGAAGCUUUCCUUCUCCAAGUCUGUCUUUCUCUUCAUCCAUACAUUUACCCAGAACUCGAUUAUCAUUUGAUCUGAGCCAGUCAGACUCGGUCGAGGUGCCACACAACUUCUUAGCAUCACCAGAGCCUGAAGAUGUCUCUCCAGCAAAUGGUACGUCACCCCAGGGGGACUUAGACCAACAGAAGGAUGAAGAAGAAUUUCCCUACAGUUCAUUCCACAAAGAUCCCAGCCUGAGUCUGGGCCAAGAGAUGAGGACAGAACUGGAGAUUGAAGAGACACUCCUGAAUGAAGGCGUAGCAAUGAACUGUGGGGGGCAGAUAGUAGUUGAAGGUGAUGAUCAAGAGGAAUUUUGGGGAAGAGCCCAAGACGUCCACAAGAGGAAGACCCUUGUUGCCAACCUACCACGAUCUGCUGCCUCAGCCAGGGACGACUUAGGAAACACCUCUUCUGAUGAUGAUAUGGAGCACUAUUUUGAUUUCUCACGGACAAUAGUCAGUCGUCCCGUAUCAAAAGAUCUGUCCAAGUCUCCCUCCUCCCCUUCCUCCCGGCCUAUGGCUCAACUGGAUGGUGUUGACGACGGCACAGAAAGUGAUACAAGUAUAGCAACCAACGAAGAUCCUCAGAAAGUUGAGGGUUCUACUCAAGCUCGGAUACAAGCCAAAAACCUGAAUAAUAAAAAUGUCCCUGGAUCAGAAACUACAAACAACACAGAAGUUGUUCAGAGCCUGUUCCCCGAAGCAUCAUCCAAUGAUAAGCACACAGAUUCUUCAUCGGUUACCAUCUCGUCUGAAGCUUGUAAACCCCUGAAUUCAGAGCCUGACAGCAGCCAUUUUGUAUCGUCAACUGAGGGGUCUACUGUGUUAAUGAACCACUUAACAGGCAAUACAGUGGAACCCUCACUAGCGGAUGCUGCUGACACAAGUCAGGGCGCCUUGCUGGAUCUUCUUCAGCCCUCCCCUUUAAUGUCUACAGAUGUACAAAACUCCUCCCAAGGCCUUGUAGACUCCUUGCAGAUGUACUCCUGCUUACCUGGUUUCAGUCAGCCUCCUCUAACAAGUAUUACACUUCAGCCAGUAACACAAGAUUCAGCAACCUUCCCAUCCAUGGAGCCUCUGUCUACUAAAUUAACGACCCUCACUCCUGUUGGAGAUGUGACACAAACACUGCUAAAUGUUGCCCCUCAAAAUGAUCCAGUGCUAUCAACUACAUCAGGCACUUGUCCCCCAGCAGGAACUUGUGAAACUCUCUCUGUACCUAUCUACUCCACACAAACACAGCCGCUGGGUUCUACAGCUGUCACCAUUGUUUCUUCCUCUGCAUCAAUACCAUCUCUUUCUGGGCUGUCAGCGCAGUGUUCAACUGCUCCAACAGCAGUUCAAACCACCUCAGCCCCUGUGAUCCUAAAUGGUUACAGCUCUUCAUCUGUGCAGAAGGAAGCUGCAUCUGGUCACACGAUCUCCAUCAACUUUUCUACUCCCAGGCCAGCUUUAGAACCUCAACAGCCAGUGCUACCCCAGGCGUUACCUGGUCAUGCCAUUCUUACUGUGAAAGAGGUGGGAGGUCCAAAUGUGGAUCCUACGCCACACGUCCUGCUGGUGAACCGCCUUGGGCAGAUCUUUGUGAAGAAUCCAGAAAGCAACACUUUCCAGCUGCCCACUCCCAACUCCCCUUCCUAUAACUGUGUCACUCAGAUUGCAAGCCUUUUGCAAAGCAACGCACUGUCAGCCACACUAGCAGCAGCGGGUAACAUGACUGCUCCUCACCCUGGGGCAAACGUGGCGACAGCAGUUCCUCCGUCAGUUACACCGGCAGUUCAGAAUCCAACCACAAUUACGCAGCUGCUCGCUCACAACAGCAACGGUGCAGUGGCAUCAGUUAAUGUGAAGAAGCCAAGGAAGAAUGCAAAAACAUCAAAAGAUGAAGCUGCCCCAGAACUGAAUAAACCAAAGAAGAAAAAGGAGUCCAAUGCAUCCAAAAAGUCCAAGUCAUCCAAGGCCUCAGGACAGCCUGCUCUGUCAACUAAGAAUCCUCCCAUGACUCCUGCUGAAAGUGCCCAAGCAAUUAUAAAUCAAGCAAUGGCAAGUAACUACACCCCCAAGUGGAGUGGACUUCGAACACUUAGCCCCUCCUCACUUGUUUUGCCACCUGGUCUAUUAAUUGAACCGGAGCGUCAAGUGUCACCUCGCUCACCAUCACCAACACCAGCACCAGCUCCUGCUCCCCGCCCUCGUACCCACGUCCGCAUGAAAAGAGUGUCUUCACUUUCAGACCGUAUCGUCACAAAGAAGUCUAAAGUUGACUUCCUGCAGCCGGAACCCAUCAGUGAGGAUGAGGAGCGGCGCAGACCUGCCUGCCAAAGCAUCUCCAGCAGGGCUUCAGGAGUCCGCAUCAAGACACCAACAGUGAAAGAAGUACUAAACCUGGACGAGUUAAAGGAGGAGCACAUAAGUGAUUCUGAUAGCACAGGGUCAGAGCCUUGGGAUUACAUCUCCCGGGGUGAACAAGGCAAGCAGCAUGCUUGGGAACCAGUUGGACACAGCACCCUGACUGACUGGAAGAAAUACUCUGGUGCUGCUUUGCCCUCAGAUGAUGAAUCACCGCUGUCUGAAGAGGAUGAGGAAUGUCCAACUAACAGAGACCAACCACACUUACGAUUUGAGAUAACCAGUGAUGAUGGUUUCAGUGUAGAGGCGGACAGUAUCGAGGUGGCUUGGAAAGCAGUGAUAGACGGGGUGCAGGAGGCACGAGCAAUUGCGAGGCUGAGACCUCUUACCUUUCAGAGGAUCACUGGUGCCCGUAUGCUGGGUCUGGUCCAUGAUGCAGUGGUGUUCUUGCUAGAGCAACUUCAAGGAGCUCACCGUUGUCAUCGCCAUACCUUCCGUUUCUUCAAACUGUUCAGCCAAGAGGACGACUUGCCUGUCAAUCCAAGCGGCUGUGCCCGCUCCGAGCUCUAUCUUAGGAAGUCCACGUUUGACAUUUUUAACUUCCUGGCUUCCCAGCAUCGGCAGCUUCCUGAUAUUGGGCCUUAUGAUGAUGAGGAAGAUGAGGUUCUUUUGAAGUCCACAAGACGGGCAACUAGUUUGGAGUUGCCCAUGGCUAUGCGCUUCAGACAUCUAGAACGAACAUCCAAGGAGGCUGUAGGCGUCUACAGGUCUGCUAUCCAUGGCCGUGGUCUUUUCUGCAAGAGGAACAUUGAAGCGGGGGAGAUGGUUAUUGAAUAUGCAGGCAUAGUCAUCCGUUCAGUGCUCACUGACAAAAGGGAGAAGUACUACGAUGGCAAGGGUAUUGGCUGUUACAUGUUCCGCAUUGAUGACUUUGAUGUGGUGGAUGCAACGAUGCAUGGCAACGCAGCAAGAUUCAUCAACCACUCUUGUGAACCUAACUGCUACUCACGAGUGAUCAACGUGGAAGGCCGGAAGCAUAUCGUCAUCUUUGCUCUUAGGAAGAUCUACAGGGGAGAGGAGCUCACCUAUGACUACAAGUUCCCCAUUGAAGACGCCAGCAACAAACUCAACUGCAACUGUGGGGCCCGGCGAUGUAGGCGUUUCCUCAAUUGAGCGAUCACUUGAAUGAGAAGGGGAGGAUCCUGUUUACUAGUAAGCCUUAAAGUAAGGUGGCACUGGAUUGGGCUUGGGGAGGAGGUGGGCAGUCCACACAGCAAGGGAAUUAGCCACUAUGAGACCAGUCAAUAACAUUUGGCUAGUUAGAAGUGAUAUGUGGACAUUUUAUGGUUCGGAAAAUAAGAGGAAGAGAACCUGCACAGAAAAUUCAUUAACUUUUGAGAAGUUUGUGUUCACAAGGUUCUUCUGCCUGUGAGGAGUUCAGAUGUACAGCUGGCACAGCAAACUCACCCCAGCAGUUAAUAUUGUGGAGGCAGGACAACAAGACAUUUAAACCGGAAAUUUAAAAUAUGAGCGGCUCCUGGAUCUGUAUGAUCGACUCCAACAGAAUUUCUUUGAUACACACGUCAAGCCUUAUCUGUUUGAAUCAUUGCUGAAAACCUAUAGCUAGCAUUUGAGGGAUUCCUUAUACUUUUUAUUCAUUUCUAGGCGGGAGGGGUGUGUCUGUCUAUAGUACACUUGUAAUCACAAAUGCUCCAUCCUCCAGUGAUGGGAACAUUUAUAGCCCCAUCCGUGCAGUGGUGAAGUCAGUUAUUGAGCCAUACAUUCACCCACACCUUUAUUUGUGCGUUUUAUCUAACGGUUAACACUUCUCACGUUGUUAAUAUUUUUUCUUUUUAGACUUUUUUUUUCGUGAAUAACAGAACAACCAUGGUGCUAAGCUUUGAAAGGUCUUCAGCGUCUUUAGUUGGACUAAGAUGUCCUGCGAAUCAGGAAUUGUUUAGCUGUUUAUUCACCCUGCUGAGAUCAUGUAUCUUAAAUUUAUGCACUCAAGCAGUACUCUUACUGUUAUUGGAAUAUAGUGUCUGCUAGUUUUCAGACUUUAGGUCUGCUGUUUUUCUUCUCUUUUUCUCUUCCUGUGUGGAGUUAAAAAUAGAUUAUUGCAAUGUAAAAUUUUCUGUCAGUAGUGUCAUAUUUAUAAAGAUGGAAACAAGACACUUUUUUGUCUUGAUGUACAGUGUAUGUAGCAAACACUACCCAAGCCAAAAGUGAAGAGUUAUGGUGAAUAUCCGUUUUUUAAAUAUAUAUUUUAUUACUCUCAUGGCAGAUGCUCAUUACCUAUUGCAAUAAGACUUUGCUGCCCUACAGUUGCACAGAAAUAACCAUCAAACAUACAAAUUCUCUUCAUCUUUGUGAAACUUGCUACAGUUUAUCUCUUAAUCAGGGAUGGCACUGGUAUAAAGCAUCGCCACUGAGUGUGUGCAUUCAGCUCCUGCACCAGGCUUUUUAAGAACACGGUGCACAGACUUCCUAGAUGUUGCUGUUGCAAAAAAGUCAGUCUGAAAUGGAGCUGAGAGAAUGCACUCAGCACCUUAAAAUAAUGUUUAACGUUGUUCUUAGUCCAUGUUCAGUGCUGUCAUUGAUGAGGCUAAUUGAAUUCACACACUGUUUAAAUUGUAUAUUUAUUCAUGUUUUGAUUUAUACUUUUAAUGGUAAAAGGUUGUGCUUUGUAUAAACGGUGGCGGUCUAGUGUAUUAGGAGAUCUCCCCCAUUUGUAUCCUUUUUUUUUUUUUUUUUUUUUUUUUUUUUUUUAUUGUUUACAAAUGAUGUCCUUGGUUUCACUAAUUUACUUGAAUUUCCAUUUUGGGCAGUUAUGUCAUGCAUUUAAGCCUUUAUGACAAAUUGUUCUAAAGCAGGUAUUUUAAAAAAAAAAAAAUUAAAAAAAAAUCAUUUUUUUUAUUUUUUGUUAUGAUAGAUUACUGACGGUCUUAGAAUCAGCCACAGGAGUAAAGUGAGCACUGUUUGCCUUCCCAAGCCCAUGAUCAUCUUCUUUUUUUUUUCAACCCCUUUCGCUCCAAAAUUAGAGCAAAUUUCCAUCAUGUUUUGUCUUCAUCCCCUUUCCUUUUUGCAUGUCCAAUCACUGGGAUGGAGCCCAGAUUAACAUGUGUCAAUCACCUAGCUGACAAAAAGAGCAGAGUCACUCCCAACUCCUUGCAAGGAUUCUACCUCAGCUGUUUAGACAGAUGUUUGGGAAUACUGAUGCAAAACGAGAGGAUGAUAAUUUAAGAGUAGCUUGAUUUUAAUGUCCUGCAGAGCCUGUGUGUGUGUGUGUGUGUGUGUGUGUGUGUGUGUG
Molecule: messenger RNA, 13547 nt
Organism: Seriola dumerili (greater amberjack)
Lineage: Eukaryota; Metazoa; Chordata; Actinopteri; Carangiformes; Carangidae
Gene: kmt2bb
Product: lysine methyltransferase 2B
Exons: 37
Coding region: 38-11410 (3790 amino acids)
Biological process (GO): positive regulation of DNA-templated transcription
Cellular component (GO): nucleus; histone methyltransferase complex
Molecular function (GO): DNA binding; protein binding; histone H3K4 methyltransferase activity
Source: RefSeq, a predicted model, not a curated record